AUGUUCAAAUUCUCAUCAAAAAAAUUAGAAGAUCCCCCAAAAGUAAUGACAAUGCAAGAGAUUCAAGAGGAUUUGGAAACAUUUUGUCAUACAAAACUUAAAGUUAAUCGAACACAAGUAGCUGACGAUUUAAAACAUUCAGAAGACAUUGAUAACUUAAGCUUAAACCAAUGGUGGGGUUGCUUCGAAGCUAAUAAACUUCAAAUUGAGAAUAUGGAAAAAAUUAAAGCUAACUUAAACGAAGUGAAAGAUGAAGUAUCACAGCAGAAAGAUGACGUUGAAUCUAAACGAAAUGCCCUUCUCCAAGAAAUUCAAGACAAUCUUGAGAGAAUUCAAAAGCUUAAAUCACCUAAAUGA
Molecule: messenger RNA, 357 nt
Organism: Clunio marinus
Lineage: Eukaryota; Metazoa; Arthropoda; Insecta; Diptera; Chironomidae
Source: the annotation of a GenBank genome assembly